Camelina sativa (false flax) is the source of this 405-nucleotide messenger RNA. Lineage: Eukaryota; Viridiplantae; Streptophyta; Magnoliopsida; Brassicales; Brassicaceae. The record is from RefSeq and is a predicted model, not a curated record.
AUGCCAGAGAUAGAAGCUCAGGGUAGCGAGUGCUUGAAAGAAUACGGUGGUGAUGUUGGUUUUGGGUUUUGUGCCCCUCGGAUAUUUCCGACGAUUUGUUAUACAAGAUGCCGUGCGAACAAAGGAGCUAAAGGUGGAAGAUGCCGAUGGGGAGAAGAGAUAGAAGCUCAGGGUAGCGAGUGCUUGAAAGAAUACGGUGGUGAUGUUGGUUUUGGGUUUUGUGCCCCUCGGAUAUUUCCGACGAUUUGUUAUACAAGAUGCCGUGCGAACAAAGGAGCUAAAGGUGGAAGAUGCCGAUGGGGAGAAGGCAUUAUUAAUGUUAAGUGCUUAUGCGACUAUUGCGAUGAUACUCCCCGAUAAGAUCUAAAGUCUUAGCUAAUUAAUGGAUGCACAAUAACUAUAAAC